Molecule: messenger RNA, 1518 nt
Organism: Ostreococcus tauri
Lineage: Eukaryota; Viridiplantae; Chlorophyta; Mamiellophyceae; Mamiellales; Bathycoccaceae
Product: Protein of unknown function DUF4336
Exons: 1
Coding region: 1-1518 (505 amino acids)
Source: RefSeq, a predicted model, not a curated record
AUGUCGCUGCGUUCGAGCGCGGUGGAUGGAGGACGCGCGCGGGCGUUGGCGUCGCGGUCGAGGGAUGGGUCGACGGUGCGUCCUCGGCGAAUGAACCCUCGCGCGCGCGCGAGCGCGGACGACGGCGCGCGCGCGCGCGUCGAGAGCUCGGGCGUUGGGGUGAGCCGACGAGGGAACCUGUUGGCGCUCGGAACCGCGCUCGGAUCGCUGGUGAGCGAGGGACCGGCGCGAGCGAUGGCGAAUUACGCGCGGACGCUGCAAGACGCGUACGGCGCGGCGACGUCCAAGGCGAUCGCCCCGGAGCGGUGGUAUCCGUAUUGGUGGGCCCUGCCGCUCGCGCCGUACGGAAGUAAGGCGACGGCGCGAGCGGAGGCGGUGAGCGGGGAGGUGUGGACGUUUGAUCAGCUCCAAGGGUUGUUGGACGUGUUGGUGAACGUGCGGAUGACGGUGGCGCGGUUGGAGGACGGCGGAUUAUGGGUGCAUAACCCGAUCGCGCCCACGCCGGAGUUGGUGAAGAUGAUGCGAGAGUUGGAGCGCGCGCACGGACCGGUGAAGCACAUCGUCGUCGGGAGCGCCGCGAUCGAGCAUAAGAUUUACAGCGGUCCGUUUAGCAAGUUUUUUCCGAGCGCCGACGUGUGGUUGCCGCCAAAGAAUUGGACCUUUCCGGUGGACGUGCCGUUGGAGACGUACGUGCCGUUCUACCCGAACGGGUCGCCAAAGACGCUGCCGAUGGAAAGCCUGGGGGGCGAACGGAACGUGCCUUGGGCGGAUGAGAUUGAGCACGCCGUGCUGCACGUCGGAGGGUCGUCGCUUCGCAACUUUAAGGAUCCGUGGUUCGUCGAUACGGCGUUUUACCUCAAGCGAACGAAGACUGUGGUGCUCACGGAUGUGAUGGAAAAAGUUAGCAUGCAAGCGCCGCCGGUGUGCCAGAUCAACCCGCAGCCGCUACUUGUUCGAUCGAUGGAUAAGCCGGGCGACGCGCCGCCAAACUCGGCGCAGGCGCGAAGCGACGGGUGGGGGAAAACGGUCCUCUUCGGUUUGCUCUUCAAUCCCAACGCCGUCAAAUUUGAGUUCAGUGGCGACAUUGCCAACGAUUUAUUGGAUGGGUUCACGUGGGAUCCGAGCUGGAGAGAUGAUUUUGAGGCGCUCGUCGCGAGGCCGAUGUUUGUUCCGCCCAUCCUCGCGGUGUUGGCCUUCCCACGAAGACGUGACACCGUUAAGCGAUGGUCGAACGUCGUCGCCUCGUGGGAUUUCGAGUCCAUCAUCCCGAGUCAUUUAGACGGCCCAUUCUCCGCCACUCCAGAGCAAUUCACCGAGGCGAUAGAUUUCGCGCUCACCGCCACGCCGUACGAGCAAUUCGGCGCAAACGCCAAGAGCCUCGUCGACGUGGACGACCUCAGCGUUCAACUGAAAUCGCUCGAAACCCCCGAGCCACUCUCUAUGGAGCUCCGCACCGCGAUCAAACCGAUCGAGAUCUCCGAGACCGAUUCAAUCUCAGACGAACUCGAGCGCGUGUAA